AUGCCUGCUCCACCUGCUUUCAGCGACAUUGCCAAGGCCGCAAAUGAUCUCCUGAACAAGGAUUUCUAUCACACCAGUGCUGCCAACCUUGAGGUCAAGUCAAAGGCCCCCAAUGGCGUCACUUUCCACGUCAAGGGAAAAUCUGCCCACGAAGGUCCUAUCAGUGGAUCUCUCGAAUCCAAAUACGUUGAUAUGCCAACUGGUAAAGCCUCCCCAGACACCCCACGCAGGCCAUCACCUACCCGUCUUCAAGAAGAAAUUGAACGGCUCAGUCCCAAUUCUUCCCCGGAUCUGAUGCAGAUUAACUUCACACUCAUCCGCUUUCACCCAUCCAAUCUUCUAAAUUUCGUCAUUUCAUCUGGAUUCGCCAGCCAUAAAUAA
This is a messenger RNA of Paracoccidioides lutzii Pb01, 381 nucleotides long. RefSeq lists its product as hypothetical. Bases 1 to 381 code for a protein of 126 amino acids. The record is from RefSeq and is a predicted model, not a curated record. Gene Ontology annotation, cellular component: mitochondrial outer membrane. The transcript is spliced from 4 exons. Gene Ontology annotation, biological process: transmembrane transport.